ACUAUGAAGGCUUAUCUUUUCGCUCUGAAAAAGGGGAACGAUUCGUUAUCGUGGAUUUAUUCAAGUUAGAUGACAUUUAUAUCGACAAAAAUGACGAAACAGCCUGGAUUCAAACAGGAGUGACAAUGGGGCAACUUUACUAUGAAAUCGCGAAAACAGGCGAAAAUCUUGCAUUUCCAGGGGGAUUGUACCCUAGUGUUGGGAGUGGUGGGAUAAUAAGUGGUGGUGGAAUUGGUACUUUGAUGAGGAAAUUCGGCCUAGCGGCUGAUAAUGUCCUCGAUGCACGUGUAAUGAACGUAAAUGGAGAAAUUCUUGAUAGAGAAUCGAUGGGAAAAGACUUGUUUUGGGCUAUAAGAGGAGGUGGAGGAUCGAGUUUUUGUGUUAUUUUAGCUUGGAAAGUUAAACUAGUACGCGUACCAUCAAAGCUUACUGUUUUCACAGUACGUCGAAAAUUACAUGGAGAGACUAUAAAUUUACUCCAGAGAUGGCAAAAUGUGUCACAUAAAUUAUCUCGGGAUUUGUUCAUGAGAGUUUUGAUUCAAAAUAUGGGAAUUGGAAGUAAAAGAAUAGUACAAGUGUCAUUUCAAGGGUUGUUUCUUGGUAGAGUGAGUGAGUUACUCCCAAUGUUGAACCAAACUUUCCCCGAAUUCGAGUUAGUUACAAAUGAUUGUUUUCAAGAACCAGUAGUGAAUUGCGCGAUAGGAUUGCCAUGUAUAAAGAAAGAAUGCUUUGAAGUCCCCUGGAUUCGUACAACGUUGUAUUUUGCAUCCAAGAGAAUAAACGAUUCGAUUGAAUUUAUGGUGAACAAGACCAUGCCAAAAAGAAAGAAUUACUAUAAGGCAACGUCCGAUUUUGUGAAAAGUCCAUUGCCAAAAGAGGUAUGGGGGAUGAUUAGAACUAUGUUUCGCGAUGAAGAAAGGCCUAUGAUGAUAUUUGAUCCAUUAGGUGGAAGAAUGGAUGAAAUUUCGAAAUUCGAUAUUCCAUUUCCUUAUAGAAAGGGAAAUUUGUUCAACAUUCAAUACAUGGUGAAUUGGUAUGAUAAUAGUGAAAAUAUAUCUAACAACAAGAUUAAAUGGCUAAGGGAACUUUAUGAGAAAAUGAAGCCAUUUGUGUCACAUUUCCCAAGAAACGGUUAUCUCAAUUAUAGGGAUCUUGAUUUUGGGAAAAAUGAUGGUGAAUAUAGAUAUUCAAAUUCUAGAGUUUGGGGUGAAAAAUAUUUGAUGGUAAUUUUGAGAGGUUAGCAAAGGUGAAAAGUAAAGUGGAUCCUAGUAAUUUUUUUAGGUUUCAACAAAGUAUUCCACCUUUUAGUGUGUCAACUUAAGAGGAAGGUAAAUGAAAUUCGAAUUUCUUCA
Messenger RNA from Solanum stenotomum, 1352 nucleotides. RefSeq names its product berberine bridge enzyme-like 22. The transcript has a single exon. NCBI's taxonomy places the organism in Eukaryota, Viridiplantae, Streptophyta, Magnoliopsida, Solanales, Solanaceae. The record is from RefSeq and is a predicted model, not a curated record. Gene Ontology annotation, molecular function: FAD binding. Bases 126 to 1241 code for a protein of 371 amino acids.